Molecule: messenger RNA, 1500 nt
Organism: Fusarium verticillioides 7600
Lineage: Eukaryota; Fungi; Ascomycota; Sordariomycetes; Hypocreales; Nectriaceae
Exons: 2
Coding region: 1-1500 (499 amino acids)
Source: RefSeq, a predicted model, not a curated record
AUGUCUCGUGUUUCAUCAUCCCGCCGGUCAUCCCGGGCCUCUAGCUAUCUUCGCCGCUCAACAUCAGAAAAUGAUGGCUCAUGGCUCUCUGCCCCUGGUCCGUAUCGCGACCUAAUCCGCUCGCUUUGUGCAAGUCGCCCUGACUUGAGGAGCCGCGAUGAAACGAACGAGAGUGAUUGGCCACCGACUUGCUACAACCCACGCAUUGUGGCUCUGGAGGUGCAAGGCAAUAGCGUCCACGAGUGUUUGGAAACCUCAGAUCCAAGGGAACUAGACCAACACUUCCAGGAGUACAAAGCCAAGAAAAGCGCGAAGAGGCGAAUUAUAUAUAUCUUGGAAGGCCUUAAUCCUGAGUUUAUUUCCAUCCUUGGCGGACAUCUCAUGAUCCAUCCAAUUCUUUUCACCGAUCAUCUUUGGUGGAAGAGCGUUUCCAGUACAGGACAUAACAUCGAUAACAUCGCCCUGGCCAUUAGUGCACAGGACUAUAUUUGCUUCGAGUAUCCUGAAAACUUUUGGUUAAAUGCGGACGACAACAGUUCUUACCAGUCUAAUUGUUUAAAGACUGGCAGAAUUAUAAUUAAGAAUGUCCUGGAGGAAGACUACGUGUCACUUACCGUUGAUCGCAAGUGCAGCUUUUGGUCCUCGAUGUUGUCAGCAAAUGGAGGCUGGAACGCCGUCAUACUUUGCGAUCCCCCGCCUUUGGUAAUUGGCCCAGAAGAGAACGAAAUAUUUCUCCAGCCUCGAGCCAGUGGAUAUAAUGACAUCUUGGCUUUCGAGGAUCAAAUAGAAUGCCUCACCGGGCCACCUAGGACUUCGAUGUUUGAUGAUCUUCACUAUUACUUGAAACGCCACUCUAGCUACCUCAACUUAGAAGAGCCCAGUGCCCCGACGUUCUUUAUCGAAAAUAUAGUCCUGCAACACUUCCUUCAGCAACACGAUGUACUCAAAAUCGAUGUUUUAAAUAUUCAGUAUAGAAUGGCCAACAGUAUGCUAGAAACAUUGACCCCAGCAGAUUUAGAGGCCCAUCGAUACAAUGGCCACUGUGACGAGAUCAACUUGAUAGAUAAUUGCGACAAACUCAGUCGUGUUAUCGGCCGCCUAAGCCAGUUAAACCCUAGGAUUGUGAGUGGAAAUGAAAGCUGGAAAGACCCAAGGCCCAAAUUUGAGGCCCUCUAUCGCCGAUUCCAAGAUUUGCUGCAGCAAUGCAGGGCUGUAAACUCCUCAAUCGCAGGGUUGGUCAGUCUUGUACAUGCAACUACUGCAAACAAGGAAGCAAUUGCGUCAAAUAAGGAGGCCAAAAGGGCAAGGGUGCUUGUCCUGGUCGGGCUCGUCUUUGUACCACUCUCUCUCGCUUCCUCGCUUUUCAGCAUGGCAGAGCCCUAUAGUCCUGGACACUCUCACUUCUGGGUCUACUUCGCCGUGUCUUUGCCUCUGGCUAUAGCCACUGUUGCAAUAUAUUUUAUCUACGAUUUGAGAAUAAUUGAACACCUGAGAAAAUGA